Calypte anna (Anna's hummingbird) is the source of this 4884-nucleotide messenger RNA. RefSeq names its product adhesion G protein-coupled receptor B1 (gene ADGRB1). Gene Ontology annotation, biological process: G protein-coupled receptor signaling pathway; negative regulation of angiogenesis; cell surface receptor signaling pathway. The record is from RefSeq and is a predicted model, not a curated record. The transcript has 32 exons. NCBI's taxonomy places the organism in Eukaryota, Metazoa, Chordata, Aves, Apodiformes, Trochilidae. Gene Ontology annotation, cellular component: plasma membrane. Gene Ontology annotation, molecular function: G protein-coupled receptor activity. The coding region runs from base 1 to 4884 and encodes 1627 amino acids.
AUGAGGAGCAUUGGAUCUGCCCUGAACCUGCUUUUGGUAUCACCCCUCUACUUUGUGUGGACCGUGGUCGCUCUGGACCUGGCCCAAAACCCCUGCACCACUUUGGUCCAAGGGAAAUUCUUUGGGUAUUUCUCCUCUUUUGCCGUCUUCCCGUUGAACUCCUCUCUCUGCUCUUGGAUUAUCCAGAACCCUGACCCUCGGAGGUACACCCUGUACAUGAAGAUCCUCAAACCUACAGGCGGAUGUGACCACCAGCACAUCCGUACCUACCAGUUUGACUCCUUCCUGGAAUCCACCCGCACCUACCUGGGCAUGGAGAGUUUUGAUGAUGUCCUGAAGCUCUGCGAUGGCUCCACCCGUUUUGCCUUCCUCCAAUCCAACAAACAAUUCCUCCAGAUGAAGCAAACUUCACCCCCAGGGGUGGAGACCUGGCCGGUGAGGUGGAAACCCAUAAAGGCUCAGGAAAGGGACUUCUCAGUGGAAUACCUGGUGGUGGGCAACAGGAACCCCAGCAAAGCUGCUUGCCAGAUGCUCUGCAAGUGGUUGGAUGCCUGCUUGGCCAUCAGCAGCAGCUCCCAUCCCUGUGGCAUUAUGCAGACCCCGUGUUCUUGCUCUGGAGGGGAGGUCCUUGACCAGGCCAGUGAGAUCCUGGGACUCAACAGGAAGAAGGAAGAUUGUUACAAAGAUGGGAUUUACUUGGAGAACUGCAUGAGCAGCCCCAAGGACAGCAGUGGAGUGGAUUUUCUGGGUGGUUGGAACUCCUGGUCGGCUUGGGGUGACUGCACCAAGGACUGCGGGGGAGGUCUGCAGACCCGCAUGAGAACCUGCACACCCCUUCCCAAGGAAGGUCUGGUCUGUGAAGGAGUCCUGGAGGAAGGAAGGCUCUGCAAUAGGAAAGCCUGCAAUACCAAUGGACGCUAUAAUUCCAGAAGCCAAUCGCUGAGGUCCACAGAUAACAGAAAACGAGAGGACACAGAGGAGCUGCAGCACUACGGGUAUCCUGCACCCCAAAUAGGUGACCCCGCAGCAGAGGAAUGGUCCCCGUGGAGUGUGUGUUCCACCACCUGUGGGGAGGGUUGGCAAACCAGGACCAGGUUCUGUGUGUCGUCUUCCUACAGCACUCAGUGCAGUGGCCCUCUCCGGGAGCAGAGACAGUGCAACAACUCUGCCGUGUGCCCAGUGCAUGGCACUUGGGAUGAGUGGUCUCCUUGGAGCUUGUGCUCUUCCACCUGUGGGAGAGGAUACAGGGAUCGGACCCGGACUUGCAAACCCCCCCAAUUUGGUGGAAACCCCUGCGAGGGCCCUGAGAAGCAAACAAAGUUCUGCAAUAUUGCACUUUGCCCGGGCCACUCAGUGGAUGGCAACUGGAAUGAAUGGUCGAGCUGGAGCUCCUGCUCAGCCUCCUGCUCCAACGGUACCCAGCAGAGGACCAGGGAAUGCAAUGGACCCUCCUAUGGGGGAGCUGAAUGCCAGGGACACUGGGUGGAAACCAGGGAUUGCUUCCUCCGCCAAUGCCCAGUGGAUGGGAAGUGGCAAGCCUGGGGAGUGUGGGGCAGCUGUACCGCGACGUGUGGAGGGGGGACUCAGAGACGGGACCGUGUGUGCUAUGGACCCUUCUUUGGUGGAGAAACUUGCCAAGGCCCCAAGGAAGAGUAUAAGCAAUGCAAUGACAGAAAGUGUCCUGAGCCCCACGAGAUCUGUGAUGAGGAAACUGUUGCUUCUGUGGUUUGGAAAGAGACGCCCGCGGGGGAUGCUGCAGCCGUCCGGUGUCCUCGCAAUGCCACGGGGUUGAUCCUUCGAAGAUGCAUUCUAGAUGAAGAAGGGAUAGCUUACUGGGAGCCACCAACAUACAUCAAGUGUGUUUCUAUUGAUUACAGGAACAUACAGAUGAUGACCAGGGAUCAUCUUGCCAAAGCUCAGCGUGGGUUGAUGGGAGAUGGGCUGUCAGAAGUGCUCCAAAACCUUGUGGAAAUAUCUCAGGAUGGGACCAGCUACAGCGGGGACUUAUUGUCCACCAUCGAUGUACUCAGGAAUGUGACAGAAAUCUUCCGCAGGGCUUAUCACAGCCCAACUUCUGGGGAUGUGCAGAACUUUGUCCAGAUCAUCAGCAAUCUUUUAUCAGAGGAAAAUCGGGAAAAAUGGGAGGAAGCUCAACUGAUAGGGCCAAAUGCCAAGGAAUUGUUCAGGCUUGUGGAGGAUUUCAUUGAUGUCAUUGGCUUUCGCAUGAAAGAUUUCCGGGAUUCCUACCAAGUGACAGACAAUCUGGUCCUCGGGAUUCACAAACUCCCUGCCAAUGCAGCCACUGACAUCACCUUCCCCAUGAAAGGCUGGAGAGGAAUGGUGGACUGGGCCAAGAACUCAGAGGACAAGGUCACUGUCUCCAAAAGCAUCCUGUCUUCAGGGCUGACAGCAUCAGAUGACUCCUCUGUCUUCGUGGUGGGGACCGUGCUGUACCGGAAUGUGGGCAACAUCCUCUCCCUCCAGAGGAACAGCACUGUCCUGAACUCCAAAGUCAUCUCCGUGACUGUAAAGCCAUUACCAAGGUCCCUCCUCACCCCUCUGGAAAUUGAAUUCUCCCACUUGUACAACGGAACCACCAACCAGACCUGCAUCUUGUGGGAUGAAACUGAUGGCAGAGCCUCCGCCUCCGCCUCCCCGCCCGGUGCCUGGUCCUGGCGCGGCUGCCGAACGGUCCCGCUCGACGCCUCCCGGACCAAGUGUCUGUGUGACCGGCUCUCCGCCUUCGCCAUCUUAGCCCAGCUCAGCCCCGACAUGAACAUGGAAAAGGUGCUGGUUCCUUCUGUCACCUUAAUUGUAGGCUGUGGAGUAUCUUCGCUGACACUUUUGCUGUUGAUUAUCAUUUAUGUCUCUGUUUGGAGAACUCAGGUUUUUCCGUGCCUGGGGUAUCAUUGGAUGUGCUCAAGUCCUUGUCCUCUCCUGCUUUUCCUCAGGCUGGGCAGCACUGGGCAGCGCUGGUACAUUCGCUCCGAGCGCUCUGUCAUUCUUAUCAACUUCUGCCUCUCCAUCAUCUCCUCCAAUGCUCUCAUCCUGAUUGGACAGACCCAGACAAGGAAUAAGGUGAUAUGCACGCUGGUGGCAGCUUUCUUGCACUUCUUCUUCCUCUCCUCUUUCUGCUGGGUGCUGACCGAGGCUUGGCAGUCCUACAUGGCCGUGACGGGCCGGUUACGGAACCGCAUCAUCCGCAAGCGCUUCUUGUGUCUCGGAUGGGGGCUCCCUGCCUUGGUGGUUGCCAUUUCUGUGGGAUUUACUAAAGCCAAGGGGUACGGCACCGUGAACUACUGCUGGCUGUCAUUAGAGGGAGGUCUUCUCUAUGCCUUCGUGGGACCAGCUGCUGCUGUCGUUUUGGUGAACAUGGUUAUUGGCAUUCUGGUUUUUAACAAACUUGUAUCCAAAGAUGGAAUAACAGAUAAGAAACUGAAGGAACGGGCAGGUCAGAUGGCAGUGCCCCUUUACGGCAUGACGCUCAAAUGUUCCAAGUGUGGAGUAGUUUCUUCUGCUGAAGUUUCGGCCACAGCCACCAGUAACGCCAUGGCAUCCCUUUGGAGCUCUUGCGUGGUCCUACCUCUCCUGGCUCUCACCUGGAUGUCUGCAGUUCUGGCAAUCACAGAUCGACGUUCAGCACUCUUCCAGAUCCUUUUUGCUGUCUUUGACUCACUGGAGGGCUUUGUCAUCGUUAUGGUCCAUUGCAUCCUAAGGCGGGAGGUCCAGGAUGCUGUGAAGUGUCGAGUAGUGGAUCGUCAAGAAGAGGGCAAUGGAGACUCAGGGGGUUCAUUUCAGAAUGGCCACGCUCAGCUAAUGACCGAUUUUGAGAAGGAUGUGGAUAUGGCUUGUAGAUCAGGUGAGCACAUCACAGUGCUGAAUAAAGACAUCACCACCUGCAGGACCUCAACCAUCACAGGAACAUUGAAGCGUCCAUCACUGCCAGAUGAAGAGAAAUUAAAACUCAACCACCAGAAGGGAUCAUCAAACUUUAACAGUCUUCCAGCCAAUGUUUCCAAGAUGCAUCUUCAGGGCUCACCUCACUACUUGGGGGCCAUCAACCUGAAUGAGUUCAGCAAUCACUCUCUCACUCUGAAGAAGGACAAGAACCAGCCACCUAAGUCCAUCUACAUCUGUGAUGGGGACAUCUUCAAGAAGUUGGACUCAGAGCUCUCCCGGGCACAAGAACAAACUCUGGACACCAGCUAUGUCAUUCUGCCUACCAACACAUCUACCUUACGGGCCAAACCACCCAAAGAUGAGAGCAAAUACAGCAUCAAUAUUGACCAGAUGCCCCAGACACGGCUCAUCCACCUCAGUAUGGCUACUGAUCCAGGCUUUGUUGUCAAAAGCCCUCCCCGGGAGCCUGUAACCAUGACAUGCAGUGAGGUGCAAGGUUCCUCCAUGAUACAACAGCAGCAGCAGCAGCUGGCUUCCCAAAAUAUCUCCAACGAGUCACAGAUUCCCAACAGCCUGGUGGACACAGGUGACUCAGGGAACUCGGGUGUGGUGUCCAAGAGUGAGACUGUCUCCACCCUCUCCAUGAGCUCCUUGGAGAGGCGGAAAUCCCGGUACGCAGAGCUAGAUUUUGAGGUGAAAAAACGUCACCAAGACAUGUUCCAAGACCUGAACAGAAACACUCCAGCAUGCAGAGAGAAGGAGAAGGAAUCUCCAACAACUGACAAGCAAGAAAAACAGCAGACACCAAACAAGAGACCCUGGGAAGGAAUCAGGAAAGUCCAGUCCCCACCAUCAUGGGUUAAAAAGGACAUGGAACCCGUGGCACAGUCUCCCCUAGAACUCAAAACUGUAGAGUGGGAGAAAACAGGAGCCACCAUUCCCCUGGUGGGACAAGACAUUAUUGACCUUCAGACAGAGGUCUGA